CUUAUUACCACCUUCACAGUACAGCAAUAUACCGUAGUAUAAAACCAGAGUAAAGUUGGCAUUGCUUUUACAACUUCUCAAAUCAGAUUAAAACAAAUAGCCACAAAUUGCACCCAGAUUCGGCACUAUCUAUACUUUGUUCAGAUGUUCAAGUAGUUUUUGUUUUUACCGAAAAUCACAAUAUUUGGACAGAAGUAUGUUUGUAAAGUGCACUUGAUCGACUGAUAAAAUUUCGAUAAGUAUGGGAAGUCAUUUCCGGGUUCACACUUGGAGAGGUAUGGUGGAUUGCUAUUUUGCUUUUUUGAUCGUGAUGGCUGAAUUAAACGCGCCCAAAGGUGAGGUGCUACACUUGAUGAUGGCUUCCCCCAUGUUGUACGACACAAACGCUUCUGGCACUACGACGUUCACCUGUUUUAGAAGCACACGUACACCGUUAAACAGUAGAUCUCUGAAUCUCGCCAUUCAAUUCUCAAUACGAUUUACUUCCAAUGGAACAACAGAUCAAUCGUCGGGAACCCUAGUUGGUGAAACAAGUCAACCCAAUAACAGACGUGCUCUGACGGUAUCCAAUAAAGCAACGUAUGGCACCAGUGGGUUGUAUUCUUGUGACGAUCAAAACAAUAUGAACUCUUUUACACCUGCUGUGUACAGUAUCACUCACACAAGGAGAGGAAAGCUCAACGGAUUUUACUUUAACUCCGGAACGCUUAUAGUCAACGCUGGAGAAGACGUAACACUGCCAAUGCUAUCGACCGAUGAUAACGAAGUCUAUUCGCAAGUGUUUCGGUUCAGGAGUAACACGUCACUGUCUUAUGGGAACAAAAUAAAAAUAGCCUCCAAUGAGGUUCAACAUGGUGAUGUUUACGGGGCGAGGCUAACAGGACCAAAUGACACUGCCAGUUUGAUCAGAAUUAUAGUAAGAGUUUGUUCGGCUGGUAGAUGGGGUCCACCAAACUGUACAGAUGAAUGCGCUCAUCAAUGCUACAAUGGAGGAGUGUGUGAUGAUAAAACAGGUCAAUGCAUCUGUGCACCAGGAUUCAGCGGGACAAACUGCUCCAAUGCUUGCGGUAAACAUAAAUUCGGGUGGAAUUGUGAAUUUGAAUGCGGACCAAACCACACUGUUGAGAGUUGUACCGGGACACAGUUCAGCUUGUCAGAUCCCUAUGGAUCCAGCUGCAUCUCUGGAUACUCAGGCAGAGACUGUGAUACAGAAUGUCUUAAAGGAACGUAUGGUGCAGGAUGUACACAGACAUGUAACUGUCGUGGAUCCAAUACAUGCGAUAGAUAUACCGGUGGGUGUAUCGAUACAGGAGCAACAGUUGAACCGUACCCUUACAUCCUGUUGAUAGUAGUCAGCAGUGUUUCUGGUAUCUUUGUCAUUGUUUUAUUAUUGGCGUUAAUCAAUGAAUGUUGCCAUCGCCGUGGCAAAACAUCAUCGGCUACGGUUUCUAACACGGAGAUGCGUGAUCAAUCUCGGCACGUCCCUUCGCCAAUCCUUGCUCACCAUGACACAGCAAACCCAUAUACAAACUUUGCCGUUGGUAUACCCUCGUGGGCCAUGCAGCAUUACGUGGAUAGGGAGUUUGUGCACUUUGGUAGCGAUAUAUUUUCAAUUGGUAACUUUGGGGAAGUGACUGGUGGAUCUGUGACUAAAAACGGGACAGUUUACGAAGCUACCAUCAGCAGACUCAAAGCAACUGCAUCACCAACAGAUAAUGAUAAAUUUAUGACGGCAUUUGGGUCCAUGACUCGGGUUGGUAAUCAUCCCAACUUGGUCAACAUCCUUGGACUCUGCACACAUGAUGAUGACUUGUGCGUAGCUCUUGAGUUUAUGCCAUACGGUAACCUCCGAUCUCACUUGAGACAAUCCCGCUUAGCGCCCACAGGAACUUUCCCAUCUUCUGAGACGCUGCUUACAUUUGCUCUGGAUGUGGCCAAAGGAAUGCAGCAUCUUGCUACGAAUAAGAUAGUUCAUCAAGAUUUGGCGGCAAGGAACAUCCUUCUCAACGGAAAUCUGGUUGCCAAAAUCUCUGAUUUUGGUUUGUCACGUGUCGAGAACACCUACCUGGAUGCAACAACGUUUCAGAAAAGAGUGUCAUUUCGCUGGAAGCCACUGGAGGCACUAAACACUGCUAAACACUCAUCAAUGACCGACGUGUGGUCCUUUGGGGUUCUUCUCUGGGAAAUUGUAACGCUUGGUGCAACACCGUACUCAGAUACCCCAACUAGUAUGCUAGUCUCGAAGUUGAAGUCGGGAUAUCGCUUGCCUAAUCCCAGCUACUGCUCACCAGAUAUAUAUGAACUGAUGCAGCGGUGCUGGAAUGUGACCCCUCAUGAUCGACCCAAGUUCCGUAAACUGGUGGAAAUUCUAUCCGUGUGCAAGACACUAAAGAAUUACAUACGGCUGUCGUCCACCCAUGGUGCGAAGUUUUAUGAGAUAUGUCCAGAGCUCGAUGAUAACUAAGAAGGGGUAAUUGGUGCGUGCAGACAUGGUUCCCGACCGUAGUAGUUCUGUACGUAUGCAUCAUACCGAUCAGGUACCCAGACGUAGUGUACGGGGCCAGACUACACAUUUUCUCCUCAAAUAUCGCGCC
Messenger RNA from Asterias rubens (European starfish), 2594 nucleotides. RefSeq names its product tyrosine-protein kinase receptor Tie-2-like. Gene Ontology annotation, biological process: positive regulation of kinase activity; protein phosphorylation; multicellular organism development. The record is from RefSeq and is a predicted model, not a curated record. Gene Ontology annotation, cellular component: signaling receptor complex. Gene Ontology annotation, molecular function: ATP binding; transmembrane receptor protein tyrosine kinase activity. The coding region runs from base 242 to 2464 and encodes 740 amino acids. NCBI's taxonomy places the organism in Eukaryota, Metazoa, Echinodermata, Asteroidea, Forcipulatida, Asteriidae. The transcript has 16 exons.